AUGGAGGAGAAAUGGAAGCCAUCGAAGAAGGAAUUAGCAGCUUCAAGUAGCCGUUCCUCCAGCAGUGGUACCACUUCCAAGUCUUCUCUCAUGAGGAGUUUUUCACAGAAGCCCAAUAGUACUUCUACUGCUGCUGGUUCUUCCAGCAAGUCUCCACUGCUGGUCAGGAGUUUCUCGCAGAAGAGCACUUCCAUUGGCAAGAAGUGUAGUAGCUUGGCCAAGGAGCAGAAGGCCAGAUUCUACAUCAUGAGACGCUGCGUCGCCAUGCUUGCCUGCUGGCACAAACACGGAGAUUCUUGA
Messenger RNA from Malania oleifera, 300 nucleotides. RefSeq names its product small polypeptide DEVIL 13-like. Lineage: Eukaryota; Viridiplantae; Streptophyta; Magnoliopsida; Santalales; Ximeniaceae. The record is from RefSeq and is a predicted model, not a curated record. The transcript has a single exon. Gene Ontology annotation, biological process: negative regulation of cell population proliferation. Bases 1 to 300 code for a protein of 99 amino acids.